CGCACCAGCGACUUGUCUUGCAGUUCUGUCACUGUCGCGCGCUCUCCAGGACAUAGGAUAGAGAUACAGCUAAUGGUUACGCGAAUACCGGUUUAGCGGUCACUUUGCGAGCAAAGCUUCAACAUUUAUUUACAGGUUUAUAAAGUACACAAAAGGACGUACGUCUGUAAGAGAGUCUUCAUUGUCCUCAGGACGCAGCACCCCAGAACUUCGAUUAAUAAAAUUCAAUGCCACUUCUCCAGUAAGCAGAAUGAAGACGGCGGAGAUCUGUGUGGUCCUGUUUGUCUUGGGCUGUGUUUGUGAACUGUCAUUGUCUUUGGACCCCCGAGAUCCAAAUGUGUGCAGCUUAUGGGAAAGUUUCACCACUUCAGUGAAGGAGUCAUACGCUCAGCCUUUCGACUAUGUGCGUGAAGAGACCUGCUCUGAACCCUGGAGCGCUAACAAAUGCACCCGGCACAGGAUCACCUAUAAAACACUUUAUAGGCAGGUGGUGAAAAUGGACUAUCGAAAGAGGUAUCACUGCUGCAGUGGCUUCUAUGAAAGCAGUAAUAAAUGUGUUCCACGUUGCACUAAGGAGUGUGUCCAUGGCCGCUGUGUAGCACCUGAUCGCUGCCAGUGUGAGAGCGGCUGGCGUGGAGACGAUUGUUCCAGCUCAUGUGAUGCCCAGCAUUGGGGUACAGGCUGCAGACGACUCUGUGAGUGCCAGAACGGGGGAGAGUGUAACGCUCUUACAGGAGCCUGUCAGUGCCCAGCCGGAUACACUGGUGUAAACUGCCAGGACCCCUGUCCCACAAAGUCGUUCGGUCAAGGCUGUCUGCAGGAAUGCCAGUGUGGAACAGGAGGAUUCUGCAAUAAAACCACUGGAGAGUGUGUGUGCAGAGAUGGAUUUACUGGAACUCUGUGCGAGAAGCCGUGUAUGAGGUCGAAUCGCUGUCCUGUACGCUGCUCAUGUCAGAAUGGAGGCAUCUGCCAGGGGAGAGGGGUGUGUUUGUGUCCACCCGGCUGGAUGGGUGCAGUGUGUACUGAGCGGUGUCCACCGGGCCGUUUUGGUUCAAACUGUGCUAAAGAAUGUUUUUGCCAUAACGGAGGUCACUGUGAUCCAGAAAAGGGCCAAUGUCAGUGCGAUGCAGGCUACACUGGAGAAAGGUGUAACGAGGAGUGUCCAGUGGGUACGUAUGGCGAGGACUGUAAGGGUGUAUGUGACUGUGCUAACGGAGCCCGCUGCUAUAACAUCCACGGCGGGUGUCUUUGUGAGCCGGGGUUUAAGGGUCAGCGCUGUGAUCACAGGAUGUGUCCUGAUGGGGCCUACGGCAUGCACUGCGAACACCGCUGCCUCUGCAACUCACAAAACACUCUCAGCUGUCACCCUCUGAAGGGAGAGUGUACCUGUCAGCCUGGGUGGGCGGGGCUGUACUGCAAUGAAACCUGUGCUCAUGGUUACUAUGGUAACGGUUGUCUGGAACCCUGCCUCUGCGUGAACGGAGGAGUGUGUGACACGGUGACCGGCAAGUGCCACUGUGCGCCCGGAUAUACGGGAUCGCACUGCGAGAAGCUCUGUGAGGAUGGUUUCUAUGGGAAGGGCUGCUCGUCUCCCUGUACAUGUGUAAACUCUAAAGCCUGCUCUCCCAUUGAUGGAACAUGUUUCUGUAAGGAAGGGUGGAGAGGACUUGACUGUUCCAUCACAUGUUCAGAGGACACAUGGGGUCCUGGCUGCAACUUCACCUGCCAGUGUGCAAAUGGAGCAUCCUGCCACCCAGACGAUGGUUCUUGCAGGUGCACCGCAGGCUGGAGAGGAGCUUCCUGUGAUGAGCCCUGUCCAAUCGGGACAUUCGGCCCAGGCUGUCAGCACAAAUGUGACUGUCUGCAUGAUGAAGGAUGUGAGAGUGUUACAGGCCAGUGUCUGUGUUUACCUGGUUGGACAGGACUGCGGUGUACACAGCAGUGUCCAGAGGGAACGUGGGGCCUUCAGUGCAACCAGACCUGCUCCUGCCUCAACAGCGCCACCUGUCAGGCACAUACGGGAACCUGCCUGUGCAAACCCGGAUUUUGGGGAGCUCAAUGUGAACACAUGUGUAGUGCUGGUCUAUUCGGAGAGAGGUGCAGCCGUCAAUGCCCAUCGUGUGUACAUGCCGUCUCCUGCCAUCACAUUACAGGCGAUUGUAUGUGUCAGCCUGGAUAUACCGGACAACUGUGUGAGCAAGCCUGCCCCAUUGGUCGGUAUGGAAGCCAUUGUAGCAAUGUGUGCAGGUGCACCAACAAUGCAACAUGUCAUCACCAGGACGGUUUGUGCAUUUGUCCUUCAGGAUGGACUGGACCGGACUGCUCUUUAUUGUGUCAGACUGGGACAUUCGGCAUUAACUGUGCUCAGACCUGCUUGUGUCCCCCAAACCAUUCCUGCGACCCUCACACCGGACACUGUGUAUGUGUACCUGGACCAGGCGAGGACUGCAAACUAGAGCAUGAGCUGAGUAUGAUGGUGCCUGUGUCUCCGGUGGAAAGGGACUCGUGGGGUGCGAUCGCAGGCAUUGUGGUGCUUGUGAUUCUGGUUGUGCUCCUGUUGGCUGUUCUGCUGUUAUAUCGGCGCAGACAGCAGGACAAACAGAGCAACACACCUGUCGUGUCUUUCUCCUCAACCCGCACCGUCAGUUCAGAGUACACUGUGCCAGAUGUUCCACACAGCUAUCAUCACUAUUACUCAAACCCGAGUUAUCACACACUGUCUCAGAACAGACCUCCACUGCCACACCUGCCCAACAACCAGGACAGAGCCAUCAAGAAUGCAGUCUUCUCGAGUCGACAUUCCAUUUGCAAUGUGAUGAAUGAGCCAGAGCUGAACACCAACAACCAGCUGUUCUGCAGUCUGAAGAACAUGGAGAGGGAGAGGAGAGGUCUGUUUGCGGCUGAGACUAAUGCAACUCUUCCUCCAGGCUGGAAACACCAGGAACCACCUAAAGAUACAGGGGCUUUUGGGAUUGAUCGAAGUUACAGCUAUAGUGCUACACUUGGGAAGCACUACAACAAAGUUGCAGAGCUGAAAGAUUCAUGCGUGGCAGUGAGCAGCAGCUCUCUGAACAGCGAGAACCCGUAUGCCACCAUCAAAGAUCUUCCCGGCCUGCCACCGUGUCCUCCAGAGAGCAGCUACAUGGAAAUGAAGUCUGCCGUGCCUCGUGAAAGAUCCUACACUGAAAUCAGCCCACCGGUCAUGACUUCCUCCACUCUGUCGUGCAGAGAACAUUGUUCCCUUGGCAACGUUGUGGAACAGGAACCUCAGAAUCAUUAUGAUCUGCCCAUCAACAGCCACAUUCCCGGGCAUUAUGAUCUGCCCCCAGUGCGAAGGCCACCCUCCCCAUCGCCACGGAGACUGCCCCAUUGAUCUCCUUGAAAAUUACUUAAAGACAUUGGUUCUUCUCUAAAAUCACUGCCAAAGACAGAGUCGGCUUAAUGUCUGCUUUACAAGCUGGAUAAUGAAAUACUGCCCACCACAGAUGAAUAGAUGGAUGGCACCAAAACUGUGCAACACUGCCAUCUACUGGACAACACUAACAACCACCGAAUGUUCAUGGAGAAAAUAUCUCCUUUAAAGGCACUUAACCCAUUCAAGCCUGUGGAAAACAGUGUUGCCAAGACUGUAUCACUCUUUUUCCAUCUGACAAUAUUUUCGGUGGCUAAACUACUGCCAUACAAAUAGACAAACUUAGAAAGAGACUUUGUAUAGAAAGUCACCACAUGAUAUUCAGCAAAGAUUUGUGCCGUCUUAUGUGAAAAACUGCAAAAGAACUACACAUAUGCUGAUUUAAAAAGAUGUACAAGACUUUCUAGGAAAUAUCUGGACAUUAAUAGGUUAAAUGCUAAAUAUCUUUCUGUUUUAAAUGCUAUUCAUGUUUUAUAUCUUUUAAAUCUGGAAAUCAGGGUGUACAUGACAAUAUAAUUUUUAACAGCUACAGAACAAGCUUUACAUAAGUUUGUCAUAUACAGCGUUGGGAACAUUUGCUAUGAAUGUCAGCUGAAUUCAACCACAAGUACUGUAAAUAGUGUAAAUAAAAUCAAAGUUUCAAUGCA
This is a messenger RNA of Megalobrama amblycephala (Wuchang bream), 4059 nucleotides long. It is a transcript of the gene pear1, whose product is annotated as platelet endothelial aggregation receptor 1. Gene Ontology annotation, cellular component: membrane. Gene Ontology annotation, molecular function: protein binding. The transcript has 25 exons. The coding region runs from base 251 to 3373 and encodes 1040 amino acids. The record is from RefSeq and is a predicted model, not a curated record. Lineage: Eukaryota; Metazoa; Chordata; Actinopteri; Cypriniformes; Xenocyprididae.